UAUGGGAGGCAGCUGACCUCAACGCCUCCGAGUCAAGGUUAUGAGGUUACCCGGUACCGCCAGCCGCCGAACCACUAUUCAAUUGCCAGGUACUCAGCGUCAAGAUUGAAUCUCCCUCAAUGAUCUAGCCAACGAUAUGGAUGCGAAUCGAUAAUCACAUCAAGGGGCAUAGAUCUUGUAAGAUGAGUGGAGCCAGACAUGCCAACCUAAUCCACAGUGCUAACUCUUGAAUAUUUGAAUUCUGAUAGGUAGUACAUGACAAACGCAUUAAGCAAGAACGAAUAUCAUUCAUUCUUCGCGAUUAGUAUCGAGCCAAAAUGGUUGUUUGUAUUACACAGGCUUCUCCGCGAACGGAACACCCUCCAGCCUCUCCCUUAUAACUAAGGGUAUACCUAGAUUCAAAGAAAGAAAGCACAUCCACCUCUUCGAUGGCAAACUUUACAAACUCGUCUUCCCCUUCGCCGGGGUAUGAUACCUAUGCUCACUAUGCUCGUAACCUGAUCCAAGCCUUCGAUAAUGAGCUGAAGGGCACAGAAACCCUCCCGCCUAGCGUACCAAGGCCGUUGACCGCUCCACUGACUCAGAAUCGGAAGAUAACCGAUAUUAGCUCUGUAGGUCUGAUUGGAAUCUCGGACGCAGUGAAUUAUCAGGCGCCAGUCGAUAUUAGCUCUGCAAAACCGGUUGGAAUCCUGGGUGCAGGAGCGGGCGGGUUGUACACAGCUUUGAUCCUCCAGGACCUCGGUAUUCCAUAUCACAUCAUCGAGGCUCAAGGUAAAGUCGGAGGAAGACUUCUCACAUACAAAUUCCAAGACGGAACGGGAUCGCCCUACAAUUAUUUCGACAUUGGCGCUAUGCGAUUCCCGAAAAUCAGUUCCAUGCAGCGAGUCUUUAACCUCUUCGACUACCCACCUCUCAACGAGGGCAGUAUCUCUCUCAAGACGAAGGUCAAACCGUUCUAUUUUGUAGGCGGCGGGAACAACAAUACCCUAUACUCUUAUAAUGGCGUCACAGUGCGGCAGAACGCGAUGCCCCCAAGUGACCCUUUCAAGGCUGAUCAGGUGAUCCAAGACGUCGUUAGCUCGAACCCAUACAUCGCUGUAGGUGUGAAGGCAAUCAUGGACGAUGUCAUUGGUCCCUUUGCAACACGCCUACUUGACGAUUUGAAGACUGGAGGGUCAGAAGGUUGGAAAUAUAUGAGGAGCUUCGACCAUUAUUCGACUCGCGCUUAUAUGCAGCUCAAGUAUAUACCGAGCCCAAGCCUUGGUCUACCCAACAAGUCUCUAUCGACAGAUGUUGUCAACUGGUGUGAGACUUUUGAUAAGUCCACCGGCUGGUACGAUCGCGCUCUCUCCGAGACUGUUUUAGAGGCCGUUGCUUUUGGUUGGCAUCCCGGACCUAACCCGCCUCCCACGCAAUGGUUUUGCAUUGAUGGCGGCGCUAACGAGAUUGCGGCUUGCAUGGAACAAUAUAUUCGCAAGAAUAGCAAAGACGCUAUCACAUUCAACUCCAGAGUGACGGCCAUUGGAAUUAAUGAGGACAACUCUGGCAUGGACGUUGUUACAGACAACAAGGAUCUUCACAAAUUCUCGCAUGUCAUCUCUACUAUCCCCUUACCCGUUCUCCGCACUGUCGACCUCAGCCAAGCUGGUCUCUCCCCCAUGCAGUCGAAUGCUCUGCGAACAUUGAACUAUGGUCCCUCCAUUAAGAUCGGAAUGCAGUUCAGAACUGCGUGGUGGACGACCGGGACGGAUUUAAGUGGAAAUCCUCUCAAUAUAGUUGGAGGACAGACGUACACUGACAGGCCUUUGCGCACUGUCGUUUAUCCUUCCUUUGGAAGCGUCCAGGCUGGGACGACGACUACGCUUAUCGCCAGCUAUUGCUGGACGGAGGAUGCUACUAGGUUGGGUGCGUUGAUAGGCAGAGAUGACGCAACGCUUGAACAGCUUGUGUUGAAGGAGCUGGCGGAUCUGCACAACGUUGAUAUAAAAUAUAUACGUAACCAGCUGAUCGAAACCAAGGGAUGGAGUUGGUCCCACGAUCCUUAUACGAUGGGUGCCUUUGCUUUCUUCGGACCUGGAAAGUUCGGAAAUCUUUACACGAGCCUUAACAAUCCUGCUGCAGGGGGUUAUCUUCAUUUCGCUGGCGAAGCCAUCAGUGUACGGCAUGCUUGGGUGGAGGGUGCAUUGGAUAGCGCUUGGAGAGCUGUCCAUGAAAUGCUCGUUUUCCCUGCGUUCGAAUCCUACCGAGACAAGUUCUUCGAGCAUUGGGGAGUAAAUCCUGAAUGGGUUACACAAGGUGCAUUGAAAGCACCUACCAAUCGUCGUGGUGGGGAACCAGAAGGUCCAGAACCCCCUGCUCGCGCGCCCCAACCGCGGGACGAUCUUGUCUGGGAGCACAUCGUGCUCACACACCCAGAGCUGUUUAAACAAUUGUAGGCCUUUCGUUACUCAAAGUUAUCAUGAAUUGUCGACCUCUGCCUGUUUACGCUGUAACUUGUAUCAUUACGACGAAUGAGUGUGGAUUGUUCCUUAUGCGUUGGUUAUGUGUUGUGCAUAGUACCACCUGUCCGAAUUCAAUAUUCAAUAUUCAAGAGUUAGCAG
Molecule: messenger RNA, 2600 nt
Organism: Suillus subalutaceus
Lineage: Eukaryota; Fungi; Basidiomycota; Agaricomycetes; Boletales; Suillaceae
Exons: 5
Coding region: 429-2435 (668 amino acids)
Biological process (GO): amino acid catabolic process
Molecular function (GO): polyamine oxidase activity; L-amino-acid oxidase activity
Source: RefSeq, a predicted model, not a curated record